AUUUUUUUAUCCCUCACAAAUUUUAAGUACUCUCUACUAUCUAUUACACGCCCUUCUCCCUCUCUCUCUCUCUCUCUCUCUCCUCAAUUUCCAUAUUCUCUCUCUACUCCCAAAUUUCCAUAACAGAAACUCUCUCUCUCUCAUAUUUUUCCGAGUUUAUAGGGAAUCCUAAAUAAAGCAAAAGAACCAGAAAAUCAUCAUAAAAAAAAAAAAAAAAAAAAACUCCCCCCAACAAAAAAAAAAUCUGAGCUUGGCCGUGUCAUUUUGUGCACGGCCACAGCGAAUCCCAGCUCCACCGUUCUUCAUCAUCACCGUCAUCUUCCUCGGUCUUCCAGGGAGGAAUUUGUGUUUCUGAUUCCUCUUUCUGGAAAAAUAAAGAUGAAUCUUGGGUGAUCCGAUUCCAACGCUGGAAUUCGAAAUUCAAUCGGAUUUUGAAAAAUAAAACAAAAUAAAAAGAUUUGAUCAGUAUUCUUUUUCAUCCUUGUGAAGAGUCAAAUUCUGAUUCCGAGAAAUUCCUGGUAUCUCAAUCCAAAUGCGAAGAAGGCCAACGGAGUGAAAAGAAAUCAUCUUUUCUUUUCAUCUUCCUUUUCCGAGAAACGGCGAAAGAUUUUCUCUCGAAUCAAACACCAUCAUCGUCAUGUCGAAGCAGCCGAUAAUUCUCCGCCACCCGUCGUCGAACCGCCGGCAACCGCUUCUACGUCCGCCGCCGUCGUCGUCCUACUCCAGCGGAGGAUCCUCCCGUCGGCUGGCGGAGGUCGCCGGCGGGACGGCGGCGGAGUGCGCCGCCGUGUGCUGCUGCUGCCCAUGCGGGCUCCUGAACCUGCUGGUGCUGGCCGUCUACAAGAUCCCCGCCGGACUUUGCCGCCGGGCGAUGAGGAAGAAGCGGCGUCGCAGGAAGGGCGUGCUUCCGCCGCCGUGUCGGAGACACGCUGGCGACGAGAGUGAGAUUGUGCAGGUUCAUCCGGUAUCUGUUCAAAACGACGUCGUUUCGGAUGCGAGUUGUAGUAGUAAUAAGGAGGUUGAGGCGUUGGAGAAGGAGAUGUGGGAGAGGUUUUACAGUACUGGGUUUUGGAGAAGCCCUUCUCAAAGAGAAAUUGAACAGCCUUCUUUGCCCACUAUUUCAUAAAAGGAAAAAGACCAAAAAAACCCCAAGUCUUGUCUUUUUAACUUGAACAUAGAUUUUCUUUCUUCAUCUUUCAACAAUUAUUAUUAAUUAUUAUUAUUAUUAUUAUUAUGGUGUGUUUGUGUUUUGAUUCUUUUUGAGCUCAUUAAUGUUUUGUCAUUAGAAUGGUGAUGAUGGGCAUUUGUGUGCUUGUGAGUGAAUUGAACUUUUUUGUUUGAGGAUGUUGGAAAAUGAAUGGCUUGAAUUGAUGAUCGUGUUGGUGAGAA
Molecule: messenger RNA, 1389 nt
Organism: Morus notabilis
Lineage: Eukaryota; Viridiplantae; Streptophyta; Magnoliopsida; Rosales; Moraceae
Exons: 1
Coding region: 638-1126 (162 amino acids)
Source: RefSeq, a predicted model, not a curated record